This is a messenger RNA of Botrytis porri, 1509 nucleotides long. RefSeq lists its product as uncharacterized. NCBI's taxonomy places the organism in Eukaryota, Fungi, Ascomycota, Leotiomycetes, Helotiales, Sclerotiniaceae. Bases 1 to 1509 code for a protein of 502 amino acids. The record is from RefSeq and is a predicted model, not a curated record. Gene Ontology annotation, molecular function: hydrolase activity, acting on carbon-nitrogen (but not peptide) bonds. The transcript has 2 exons.
AUGUCGAAACAAACUGUCUUUGUAAAUGGACAUGUCUUCGGCGCUGACGGUCAAUUCUACGAUGCUAUAAUCAUUGAUGACGACAAGAUCGAUCAUGUCGGAUAUGAGCACAAUAACGAGGUCCAGUCAGCCCUCCAUGAUGGAGCAGAGCGGAUAGAUCUCAAAAACCAUCUUGUGGUCCCUAGUUUCAUCGAUAGCCACACACAUUUCCUCAUGUACGGGCUUUCGCUGCAGAAACUCGACCUUGGUACGUGCGAGACGCUUGAAGAGAUCCGCGCGGCUAUCAGGCAAUUCGGAAAGGAGAAUCCACAAAUUCCUCGAAUCCAAUAUCGGGGAUGGCUUCAAGCAAGCAUAGAAGGACAUCCCGUAGCGAGCAUGUUGGAUGACCUCGACCCUCGUCGAAUCUUUGUUGAAUCAUUUGAUCUCCAUUCCACUUGGUGCAACACGGCCGCACUAGAAGAGCUUCCCUUGGAAAGCAUGAAACCAGUGUGCGGCAAAUUCAUCUCCUGCGAUCAGGACGGAAAACCGAGUAGGCUGCUCGCAGAAAGCGCGCAAAUGCUCAUUGUCUUCCCGCAUCUAAUCCGCGAAGCUCUGAAACUUUAUCGUGAAACUAAAGGUCUCCCAAUACAUAUUGCCGCCCAUUGGCGUAUUCAGUAUAGUGACGACACUAACAGAGAGACCUUGUCUCGGAACAUAGACGAGGCGAUCGCCAUACACCAAGAAUGGCAUCCCUCCAAAUUUCCCGACUUUUGUAUUGUCGGCGUUAAGCUCGUCUGCGAUGGCGUCGUAGAUGGAUGUACCGCUGCCCUGAGCCAACCCUACACGGGGCUUGUAGAUCUCACACAGCCAUUCUGGCCGACAGAGGAGAUAAAUUUUACAGUUCAGCGAGCUGCGAAGGCAGGCUUGCAAUGUGCCAUCCAUGCUAUUGGAGACCAAGCCAUUUCACAGGUCAUCGACGCUAUUGCAAGUGCAGAAACCGCAGGCGGCCGCCAUCGAAUCGAGCACCUGGAGCUCUGCUCGGCCGCCGACAGCAAGCGCCUAGGUGAAAUUGGCAUCACCGCUUCAAUCCAGUCUGUGCACUCCGACCCUGCUCUUUUGAAGGCCUGGCCGAGCCUUAUCGAUCCUCGCCUUUUAGAGCGAGCUUUUCCCUAUAAGGAAUUCGUACAUAGUCAUGCCAGAAUUGCUAUCGGUACAGACGCACCAACGGCCAAGAAUUUACCUCUACCUAAUCUUUAUAACGCUACGACAAGGAAGUCGGCUCUCGACCCCUCGGUGACAGAGCAGCCACACGAGCAAUUUGCGCACCACGCGCUCACCUUGUCUGAGGCUGUCACUGCUGCUACUACGGGGGCCGCAUACUCACGUUUUGCAGAAACGUGGACUGGAAGUCUUAAGAAGGGCCUUCGAGCCGACUUUAUAGUCGUGGAUUCGCAAUGGACGCCGGAUACGCUCCUUGAUGGAAAAAUAUAUCAGACAUGGUCUGGCGGUCAGAAAAUUUCUGAGUGUUAG